CUGCUUCCCGUGUGACAGGGCGGAGUGCUGUGAGAGACCAGGCGGGCUGACAGUUGUGUCAGAAAGAGGGGGCAGGCCGGGGCCCUUCGGAGCCACCCACAGUAUUUAUAACCAUACAGGAGCGGAGCAUGGAGAGCAUGGCGCGGCCCCGGGUACAGGAGGGAGCCCUCAGACAGUCCGGCCUGAGCGCAGGCAGCAGCAAUGGCUAUUACUGCCGUUAAAGCAAUAUGCUUGCAAAAAGUUGACAUACAGUUGUUAACAUGGCCAGAUCUAGCUCGCCCGAUUCCUCUCUUUCCAUCUCUUCACUCCUGGCCAGUUGCAGCCUGAGCAGCAGCAAUACCUCUUCUCAUUCACCGAGUGGUAUUGCAUACAAGGACCAGCUGUAUGAUUCAGCCAGCAAAGCACUGGAGGCGUAUAUUAAAGACUAUGACGAAAAUCUCCAGUCCCCUGGGAAAAUUACCAUUGGCAAGUCUACAAGGAUUCCUGUUACAAAAAAAGCAAAUCCCAGAGUGGGCAGUAAGCCUCCAUCCUCCAUAAGAAGACCUGUUGUUAGAGACUCAGACCUGCUCAGCCUUACCACAGAUGAUCUUUUGAGUUUUCCUUCUGAUGGAUCAUUGCCUUUGUCUCACUCAUCUUUCCGUGGACAAAAAUAUAGUAGAACUAGUAGGAAGCAACAUGUUUCUUCUUGGAAAAAGCAAAUGCCUCUAUCUUCACCGUCAAAUAGAUUACCAAAGCUUAAUAUUCUGGAUCUCCAGCCUUCCUUUCCAAAAGGAAUCCACAAAGAAAGUAGAAGAGACAGAUCUAUUUCUUAUGGAGUGGAGGACAUUGAAAAUAAACCUGUAUUAAAUGAUCAAAGCACAUUUUUAAAAGAGUCUACAUUGCCAAAUAGUUAUCCAAGGUGGUUAACUAGCCAGAAGUCUGAACUGAGUGUGUCCGGACUCACUAGUGUUCCUGAUGUUAAAUAUCCGGUCUGGUUAAAACACCAUGGCCUGCUCUCUGACUCCGACAGUGAAUCUACAAGUCAUUUAUACCAGUCAUUAGAAACUUGUCCUCGUCUACAGACCUACAGGAGGUUAUAUGGAUCAGUACCUCUGGGCCGGUCCCACAGCCUUCAUGUACCACUAAAUGAUACAUAUCAGGAUAAUAAAGAUUCUAACGUUGCCCCAACUGACUUUGUGUAUAAAAAUAUUACUUCUCGUCAGUCUGGUAUGGAUAUUAACAACCAUUUAAAUAUGCUAUCAAAAAGUUUAGCACAGGAGAAGUCUGAACAUGCCAAAGAUUUUCUAAAUGAAAGAUUUUCAAGCCCUUUAAAAAAUGAUAGAAGCCCUCGGACAGAAGAAAUUCUUGAACAAGAGAGGUCAUGGGAGAAGAUUCCAUUUCCCCUGAAAACUCCUGUUCCUGUGUUAUGUGGAGACAAUGAUCAAAAUGUUCUGUCUGCCUCAAGGCAGAAUCUUGUUGAAGAAUUCCUCGAUGAUUGUCUUAAAAAAGAUGGCCAAAGUCCUGUAAGCAAAUUCUCUGGUGGUAAUCACCAUGGUCCUGUGGAGGCUCUGAAACAUAUGUUGUUCAAUCUUCAGACAUUUCAGCAAAAUUUCAGCCAGGGUAAACCUGCUGAGCAGGGGAAAGAAGUUAAAAAUACCUCUAAACAAGCUAAUUCUGAAUUACUGCAUUUUGACCAAGAGAUGUUUCCAGUGAAUAAAUCUCUUCAGAAGGCGAUGCUUCAUUUAUCACGACUCAAAGAGCUUGUGAGUGAUGUCAGUGUAAAUCAUAAAGAAGAGAAGAAUCAGGAACCUUAACACAUUAACCGUUUGCCAUAUUUUGCUGUUUACUGUUUAAAGUUUAUUACAAAUAUUUUCAGUGUUACCUUGAAG
This is a messenger RNA of Pelobates fuscus (common spadefoot toad), 1868 nucleotides long. It is a transcript of the gene C5H18orf54, whose product is annotated as chromosome 5 C18orf54 homolog. Lineage: Eukaryota; Metazoa; Chordata; Amphibia; Anura; Pelobatidae. The coding region runs from base 261 to 1793 and encodes 510 amino acids. The transcript has 8 exons. The record is from RefSeq and is a predicted model, not a curated record.